UUGCCAAGGUGGUAACAGAUCUGUCUUCUCGACAAUUGGAGGCCAUUUUUGGUCAUAUUAUUAACACAUUCUUGCCAAUUUACCAUGGUCUUAAUUACAGUCUUUAUAGAUUUUCUUAAAUUUCUCUCUUUGUCAUACUUAAAUGCUCAAUUCCAUCAAGUCUCAUCACCACGAAUAAAAUGUUGGCCUAUAUUUUCUUGAUUCUUUUGGCACACCCCUUUUAUGUUAGCCCUGCAAAUACAACACCAAAUGGUAACAAAAGUAUAUUCAUUUUAGCAGGACAAAGCAACAUGUCUGGCAGAGGAGGAGUAGUAAACAACAUUUUUGAUGGAUAUAUUCCAUCUCAAUGUCAGUCCAAUUCAUCAAUUCUAAGACUAACAAAAGGACUUUCAUGGGAAGUAGCAAAAGAGCCAAUUCAUCAAGACAUUGAUUAUUAUGCAAUUUGUGGGAUUGGUCCUGGCAUGUCAUUUGCUAAUUCAAUCUUGAAAAAUGAUCCAAAAAUUGGUGUUAUUGGUUUGGUGCCAUGUGCUGUUGGGUCCACAAAUAUUAGCCAAUGGUCUAAAGGUUCAUUUUAUUAUAGUCAGAUGCUUAAUAGGACUCGGAUCGCAUUACAAGGUGGUGGGACGCUAAAAUCGUUUCUUUGGUAUCAAGGAGAGAGCGACACUCUGAAUGUUGAGGAUGCUAAAUUAUAUAAAUCAAGGUUACAGAAAUUCUUCAUUAACUUGCGAUAUGACUUGAAAGCACCUUUCCUACCUAUUAUUCAGGUGGCAUUGGCAACAGCACUUGGGCCUUAUAAGAAGAUAAUAAGACAGGCCCAAUUGGGAAUUCACCUUCGAAAUAUGAAAACAGUUGAUGCUAAUGGGCUCGAAGUAGGUCCAGAUUAUGUGCAUCUCAGUACACAAGCACAGGUCCAGCUUGGACAGAUGUUGGCUAAUGCAUAUUUGAAGUUUGGUUCAGAAAAGGAAUAGAAAUCACUAUAAUUUUAUUCAGGAGAUUAGAUUCUGAAUGUAAUUUAGGUCAGCCGAUAUACCAUUGGUAUACAUUUUGGGAAAUUGUAUUC
Lycium barbarum (goji berry) is the source of this 1060-nucleotide messenger RNA. RefSeq names its product probable carbohydrate esterase At4g34215. Bases 180 to 968 code for a protein of 262 amino acids. The transcript has 2 exons. NCBI's taxonomy places the organism in Eukaryota, Viridiplantae, Streptophyta, Magnoliopsida, Solanales, Solanaceae. The record is from RefSeq and is a predicted model, not a curated record.